UUCCGGUUCCGGGGCACGCGUGGCGGCGGCGGCGAGCCGACGUGUGACAUGGCGAAUCACCUGCGCUUCAUCGGCCGCACCGUCAUGGUGCAGAACGGCAACGUGGAGGCGGCCUACGGGGCGCUGAACAGGAUCCUCCUGCACGACGGCAUCAUCGACGACGUCAAGCAGAGGCGGUACUACGAGAAGCCGUGCCGGCGGAGGCGGCGGCUGGCCUACGAGGCGUGCCGGCGCGUCUACAACGCCGAGAUGGCCCGGAAACUCGCUUUUCUCUCGCGGAAGAACCGCCAGGACCCCUGGCUCGGCUGCUAGCCGGCGCGGAGCCCGCCAGCGCGGAGCCGAGCGCCUCCCCGUGCCGAGGACGGGCCCGCGUCGCCGCUGUCGCCUCCCUCUCCGUUAAUAAAAGAUGCAUCUCGG
Messenger RNA from Rhea pennata, 417 nucleotides. RefSeq names its product mitochondrial ribosomal protein S21 (gene MRPS21). The record is from RefSeq and is a predicted model, not a curated record. Gene Ontology annotation, molecular function: structural constituent of ribosome. Lineage: Eukaryota; Metazoa; Chordata; Aves; Rheiformes; Rheidae. Gene Ontology annotation, biological process: translation. Gene Ontology annotation, cellular component: ribosome. The transcript has 3 exons. The coding region runs from base 49 to 312 and encodes 87 amino acids.